Messenger RNA from Sphaerulina musiva SO2202, 1499 nucleotides. Its product is annotated as glycosyltransferase family 4 protein. Gene Ontology annotation, molecular function: GDP-Man:Man(1)GlcNAc(2)-PP-Dol alpha-1,3-mannosyltransferase activity; alpha-1,3-mannosyltransferase activity. The record is from RefSeq and is a predicted model, not a curated record. Lineage: Eukaryota; Fungi; Ascomycota; Dothideomycetes; Mycosphaerellales; Mycosphaerellaceae. The transcript is spliced from 2 exons. The coding region runs from base 11 to 1420 and encodes 469 amino acids.
UUUUGCGGAAAUGGCCACGAAGACUACAACGCCGCGAAGGAUCGUUUUUGUGCAUCCGGACUUGGGAAUCGGUGGUGCGGAGCGCUUGGUGAUUGAUGCUGCAGUGGGAUUGCAGUCUCGGGGACACCAAGUCACUAUCCUCACCUCAUAUCGCGAUCCCAACCACUGCUUUGAGGAAGCCCGUGAUGGCACUCUCGAUGUCCGGGUGCGCGGCGACAGCCUCUUCCCUACUUCCAUCGCCGGACGCUUCAGCAUUCUCUGUACCAUCCUGCGCCAACUAUCGCUCGUGGCCAGCACUGGACUCGCUUCUUCUGAGCUCCAGGAGCUGGAUCCGGAUGUCUUGAUCGUGGACCAAUUGAGCGCGUGCAUACCUUUCUUCCGGCUCAUAUACCCCAAGGCCAAAGUGCUGUUCUACGGACAUUUCCCAGACCAGCUACUGGUGCAGCAGGAGCGCGGCAUCAAGCAAAAGCUCAAGUCCCUCUAUCGAAUCCCAUUUGAUGCGUUCGAAGCCUGGAGUACAGGCUGUGCCGACAGCAUUGUCGUCAACAGCAAGUUCACUAGAAGCAUCUUCAAAACCACGUUGCCGGGCGUCAAAUCCAGGGAACUGAAAGUUAUCUACCCUUGUGUAGAUACGAGCGCUGCGAAAGAGGAUAGCGGCAACAGUCCCAUAUGGCCCGACAGCAAGCUGCUCCUCAGCAUCAACCGAUUCGAGGGCAAGAAGAUGUUGGAUCUGGCCAUCAAAGCGUUUGCGGGACUGGCGCCCGAGGACCGCAGCAAAGCGAAAUUAGUUCUGGCAGGCGGCUACGAUCCACGCAACGCUGAGAACGCCCUCACUCAUAAAAAGCUCCAAGAGCUCUCCACUCUGCUGAAGCUCACCCACGCAACGUUCCGAGCUAACGACCCGGCACUCACCGACCUUUCCACCGCAGACGUCGACGUCUUGUUCCUCCUAUCCAUCUCCAACGAGCUCAAGACACGCCUCCUCUCCUCUGCCAGCCUCCUGAUCUACACGCCCACCAACGAGCAUUUUGGCAUUGUACCCCUCGAAGCCAUGCUGGCAGGAGUUCCCGUCCUCGCGACCAACACCGGCGGGCCCCUCGAGACCAUCUACGAUGGACGCACCGGUUGGCUGCGAAGUCCCGAUAAAGUCGAGGAGUGGACAAAAGUCAUGCAGAAGCCUCUGAUUCCCUCGAGUACAGACAAACUGCGCGCAAUGGGACGAAGCGGCCGCGAGCAAGUUCUGGCCCAAUUCAGCAGGACGAAAAUGGCCGCGUCCUUUGACGACGAGGUGCAACGAAUGUUGCAAACUGAGGCUCCACGGCCAACAAUCUUCUUUCACAUCUCCUAUCUCUUGAUGAUAGGCCUGUUGGCUAUGAUUGUGGCCAUGGGAGCAAUUCUCUACAAAGCAUCGUUCGCGUGAGUGAAUGAAACGUCGUAGUAGAUAGUGAGCUGGGUCAAAUAGACAUGUAUUAUCUCUUCAAAUGAAACGAAGGGUUAUU